Lobosporangium transversale is the source of this 1721-nucleotide messenger RNA. RefSeq lists its product as hypothetical. Bases 103 to 1677 code for a protein of 524 amino acids. Lineage: Eukaryota; Fungi; Mortierellomycota; Mortierellomycetes; Mortierellales; Mortierellaceae. The record is from RefSeq and is a predicted model, not a curated record. The transcript has a single exon.
UUUAGACUGAUCCAGUUUACAAAAGUUAUUUAUUCUCUCCUUUUCUUUCUAAACCAAGCUUCCCUAUCAUUUGUCAGUGUACCAGUACAGCAAGAGGUCGAUAUGUUGAAUGUGCUUGACCUACCUGAACUCAGAGCUUACUUAGGUGAGUUCCUGGAUGAAGAAGACCUUGCCGCAUGUGUUUGUGUCUGUCGGGACUGGUAUGCUACGUUCAUGCCACUCCGAUGGCGUGAUGUUUGCAUCACUGGAAUUCAUUCUGGUCGUGCAGAUGUCAAUCUUCGUCGACAUGCUCAUCUGGUUCGCUCUUUAUCGUUUCUGCGAAUUAUCUCACUCAAACAUUUUUCCACUGUCGAUCGGUAUAACCAACUGGAGCGGAUCCAUGUUACCAAGACGGACAUUGAUGGUCGAAAGGUCUGGGAUAAGCUAUCCGCACUGGUACGGCAGAACUACAAGACACUAAAAAGAGUGGUUCUAGAGGACAUGAUGCCGCUAAACGAGUUUUUGGCGGCAUUGAGUGAAAAGGACUGUCAAGGAAGGGUGUUGAAGCUUAAUAAUCUGACAUGGAAGCGAACCACUUUGUAUGCAUCUUCUCAGACCACCUUCUGGAAAUCAUGCAUGAGGGCUCAAACGUUGGUGUUGGAAUGCUUGACCAUAAAAGGGCUGCGUCAGGAGUCGCCAGAGAACUUUAGCAAUUUCCAAUCCAUAUUGAUGUCCGCAGAAGGAUUGCAAUCCGUAACAGACGCAUCACCUACAUCAGUAUUAUCAGCGGCAUUAUUUCCAGUAUCAACGCCAUCACCAUCGUUAUCGCCAUCAUGGUUAUACCAGCUUGAUAAUAUCAGAGGGGAUUGCCACAUUCAGCACCUUCGUGUUUCUUGGACAAUAGAGCUGUCACCCGACCUACAGCUCAUACUUUGGAUCCAACCCUGUUCGCAAUUGCAAAGUCUUACAUGGGAGGCCUUCACGUUCCCAGAAUCAUCCAUGGUCCGUUUCACCCUCCUACUCAGACAGAAUACAUGGCGAUUUCUUACGUCUCUGGAGAUCUCGAGUUGCACGGUCCAAUACCCAACAGAUUCUUCUUUGUCAAUGAUCCUUGAUGCGUCACCGAAUCCAUUCGAACGGUUUUGUUUGAAGAACGUUGAUUUUGGGCCACAGGCGUUUGAGAGUUUGAGGCGGCGACAUAUGCAGGGACUUAAAGUAUUAAUGUGGGUGAGUUGUGGGCCAAAGGUAACGAGUGAGAUGGCACGAAAAGUCCUAGAAAAUUGUGAAAAGUUGGAGGUUUUUCAAGCGCCAUACUUGCUAGUUGAAGAUAUAGGGACGGGAGAAGAUGGCCAAGGUCAAAAGGACGAAGAGGAUCGUCGACGAGUAAGGAGGCAGGGUUCAUUGGAGCAGAUGGAGUGCAACGAGCAAAUCGGCAUAUCAGAUGCUAAGGAUGUGGAAGACGAUAGUGAAUAUUUGGAAAAGUCAAGAUGUUCGCCACCGCUUCCACAACCCUGGGUCUGUCUGGAUUUGCAUACGCUUUAUAUUUCUGCUACGGUUGCAUCGUAUGGCUUGCCUCCGUUAACAAAAGAAGAAGAGGCUGUGAUCUGGAAAAGACUAAAGUCCCUAAAGAAAUUGCGAGACUUUCGAGUUGGUGCGAGUAUUUCAUCCGCAACCACAAAUCCCCCUAUACACAUGUAGAGUCUCUUAAUCUCCCUUAAUAUAUUUUAUAACUGUCUUGCCGU